CUCCAGUCUCUUCAUCGGCAACUUUGGCGGCGCUGCUACGGUACGAGCCUGCCCACAUGAAGCAUUUCACGACCUUACCCUAGCCACAUAGACCGAAUGCAAGCCCUUAAGAAAGUGUCCGAUCCAACAAAACACCUGAGAGGGAUUCAUAACGAGAUCGCGUUUCCAUGUAGCGUGUUAGGCUGCGGUAGAGUGGGAGCGAAGGGAUGCGUGAGACAAAAGCGUCUCCUCAAGCAUCACCCAGCGGCACACUUAGAUGUGCUGCUGCUUCCAGCGGGAGGUUUACCAACAGAGCCUGAGGUUCUCACACAUUACUCUAAUGGACAACCUGAAAUCACCUUGGAAGGUGGCUCGCAUUCCCGAACAAGAUAGCAACAGAAAGGUAGAAAUUAACGACGGCCUUUAGGAGAUAUCUUGCGAUGAGCUCGGUGGCCUUAGCUAUCUUUCUCAGCAAUAUAACCUGCCCGUUGCAACCGAUGUUUCUGAAAACCCCAGCGAUCAUGACGAGCUGAGGAUUGGUGGCCAACCUACAAAAC
Messenger RNA from Pseudomassariella vexata, 536 nucleotides. RefSeq lists its product as uncharacterized. The record is from RefSeq and is a predicted model, not a curated record. The coding region runs from base 97 to 372 and encodes 91 amino acids. The transcript has a single exon. Lineage: Eukaryota; Fungi; Ascomycota; Sordariomycetes; Amphisphaeriales; Pseudomassariaceae.